CCAGUAAAAUAUUUGCAAAACUUUCGGAGAUAGUUAAGCCAGUGUUUAGCGAAGCUAACAAAUUUCAAGUGUUUUUCUACUCCUAGUAUUCGAAGUGGACCAUGGCGGAUCAUCCGGAGCAAGAUCGCGGCGAGUCGAUUUCGAUGCAUGAUUUUCUAGAAUUUCUUAAAAUUACUUGUCAAGUUAACGAUUCUUUCAACAGCAGCAAGAAGAAUCCUCUUCCAUUUGAUUAUAACCAGUUAGCCAGAAAUGAGUUAGUCAAUAGUGUUCAUGUAAGGCCUGGCUUGGCAAUUGAAAAUGGUACUUGUUCAGGGUCUUCUCCAGCACGGCAGCAGAGCAUGAAGAAAGAGGACGGUACCGUACAAAAGAAGUCAUUUAAAAAGAAAUCUCUUUCACAUGCCAAGUCUCAAAAGAGUAAACCUGAAGCUGUGGAUGUACCGAAGAAGGGUUUGGAUACUCUAUUGAAUGAAAAAUUGGACGAGGUUCUAAAUGAAGGAAUUUUGGAUUCUGUGCUUCCAUUCAUUUGUCCGAACAACGUUUCUACUUCGACUGGAGGACAUACAUAUAAUAAGGGAACUAAUCCUAAGGCACCCACGCAUCCAGUGGUGCAGAUUACCUCUAAUAAUAGUGGGACCAAGGGAGCUGCCAGUGCGGGUGAGGCAUCUGCGCCAGAUAUGCAAAGUAGCAGUAGUGGCAAAAAGGGUGGACUUGCAGCGGUAGGUGACGUAUCGCAGAAUUUUUUGAUUGCAAGUAGCACAAGCAAAAUGGGAGCAAGAAGAAAAUCUUCGAUUUCUCAAAUGGCCAUACCGGACAGUCGUUCGGAACCAGAAGUCAUCAUCCAUGUGUGCGAUGAAGUCAAAGGAACAUCCAGAGAUUUUUCGUGCCCUCAAAAGUUACUGAUAACUAAAAUGGGAUAUUUUGCAGAUGUAACUGCCGGUCAACGAUUGGAAGACAUGGACAUAUCGGUUCAUUGUGAUUUGCAAAUAUUUGAAUGGCUGAUGAAAUGGGUGAAAAAAGAUUCCAUGUCCCAAGACGAUUGGCCUGCACUUGAUCCAUCGAAUGUGGUUCCCAUACUUGUUUCUGCCAGUUUUCUCCAAAUGGAACCGCUGUUGCUGGAUUGCCUAUCCUUUUGUCAUGCUAGAUUGAACGAGGUUGUAAAAGCUUCGGCAAAUUUAGCUUGCUUGAACGAUAGCAUUAUUACACGAUUAGCUGCUAUGUUCACCAACUUAGAACUAGAAAUGGUAAAAGAUAAAAAAGAUCGCAUUGCACCUCGAUUGUGGACAAAACUCAUCCAAAGUCUAUGUGAAAUUGAACCUCAAGCUUUGCGAGGCCAUUAUGCUACUCUUGUGGGUAUGUUUCGCUGCCUCAGGUGCGGAAAGUUCCUAACGCAAACGGUUAGCACGUUUAUUCACUGUGUUCCUCAAAACAUACGCCUGAAUCGCUGGGGUCAAUUGAUUAGUUCACACGUAAAAGAUCCCUCAUGGAAUAUCACUAGCUACGUAGCCAGUUUGCAUAAAGAGUUGCGUUCGUGGCGCAAAGUCUACUGGCGUCUUUGGGGACAUUGCCACUUUUUGUAUUGUGCCAUAUGUGAUACUCAUUUUGCAGUGUACCAGAUGCUAUGGUGUCAAUAUCAUCCAGAGCAGCCACAAUUCCUGGGGCCUGCAGCUGAAGGAAGGGUUGCUGGACCAGCUGGCCGCUAUCCUUGUUGUGGGAAGCAAGCCUACCGUUACGAAACACUCCCUGGACCGACGGGUUGCCAGUUUCGAGAACACACAGUCCAAGCAGAUACAGAUCGCGAUAGAGCGAUUCUUCAGUUGGCUAUGCAAGCAUCGGAAGGAGGGUGUCUGUACGAGACGGCUCCAUUCAAACCACCCAAUUCAAUAAACGACCCUUGGUGGAAUGGAAUAGGAAUUUUACCUCACCGCUCCCGGCAAGGUUUGCUGCCAAAUUUUCACGUUGAUGGCGAUGCUCCCAGUCGUGGGAAUCGAAAGUUUAUAACUCGUCAACUAUCGCAAUCGGUAGCGGAAUCGGAAACCGAAUCAGACUCGGAGGAUGCCGACAAGUCUGGAACAAUUCUAAGUCAUACCUCCACCAGCAGUAGCGAUGGUGGUGAAUCCGAAUAUAGUAGUCCACGUUCAUUUCGCCCGAAGAAUGUUAAGCAUAAGCCUAGAAUCUCCUACGGACGCCAUUGGGCUGGCGACAUGUCGGCUCGUAGUAAUCAAGACAACCAGCGUGAGUUUGAGGAACGGGCUAUGAAGCAGAUCAUAGCAAUGGUUGGAAAGAAAACGGGAGGCGAACAGAAUCAGCAGUUUGUGACGUAUCAGCAGGGCGGAGCUUAUAUCAAACUGGAGGCUGACUGGCGAGAGUCUAUGAAGCAAAAGAAUUUGGCCGGUCUUAAGGCUAAACCGAGUGGAGUCAAAUGAUGACUGUUCAUCGAUUUACGUGAAAGAUCACAAGAGAAAACAUUCUAGUCAUC
This is a messenger RNA of Ochlerotatus camptorhynchus, 2476 nucleotides long. Its product is annotated as SANT and BTB domain regulator of class switch recombination. Bases 102 to 2423 code for a protein of 773 amino acids. The transcript is spliced from 3 exons. The record is from RefSeq and is a predicted model, not a curated record. Lineage: Eukaryota; Metazoa; Arthropoda; Insecta; Diptera; Culicidae.